AUGCGCGCGUUGCUUUUUUCUGGGCCCCCUCUAUUUAUUCCCGUUUUCUUCUUUUCUUGCGAAGAGGCGAGGGCUGGGCCUACUUCACCUGGAUCCUGAAACAAGGCGUUAUUUGUAUUCAACGAAACUUUUGGAAAAGCGCCACGCGUAAAUUGCACUCGGAUCGCCCACGUUAGCCACAAAGCGGGCACGUGUGCGCAAUGCGUACCUUCGAACUGCUUCUGUUUUUAAUCCUUCCUGUCACAGGGUUGCAGAAAGGGCAACUGGUCUACCCUAGACUUCUGGAGGAAAGAUCUUCCGAAAGGACAAUGGUCAUGCAAGUGCACGACCAACUGACGUUGAACUUGAGAAAAGCGUCCGUGGCAGCACCGACGCUAAGACUUAUCACAGAAGAAAAAGGAAAGACAGUCACGCACUACUACAACGGCGAGCAUGUCGAGAGAGACCUCUACGAAGACGCGGACAAAAUCGCCUCGGUGAUCGUCACAAAAGACCACUUCGGUGUACAUGUGAAAGGACUGGUCGGUCCACGGCACAGAAUUGAGCCAAUGCCAGUCGUGAAAAGAUCGGGAGAUGGCCUUGUUCCCCAUGCCAUUCAUGAAAUCGAGUUUGAAGAAAUGAUGGACAGUGCUUUAAGGCACACCGAGACAGAGAAGAAACCAAAUAUUAGUGAGCGUCAAGUUUUGUGGCCGGUGCCACCGCCAGUUCCACCAGGCACCGUGUACGUUGAAAUAUUCGUCGUUUCGGACCAGCAUCACCACAAGAGCUUUGCCUCAAAUGACGCUUUCCUUGGGUACUUGUGCGUCAUGUUCAACAGUGCAAACCUGCGAUUUGCUGCAACAAGCGCACCGACAAUUGUGUUGCUCCUUGUCGGCGCUGAAAGGAGUCAGACACUCGAAUUUGUAGAUGUCUACACACCGAACCCAAAGUACGCUCACGAUCAGCGUACACUGGCGAAGUUGAGGACGUACGCUAACCAGAAGAAAGCGCUAUACGGAAAUCCGGAUGCCGUCUAUUAUAUGAGCGGCUUUGAUAUGUACUCGGAUGCGGCUAACACCUUAGCCUACGGGGUAGGCUACAUUUCCGGCGUCUGUACCGCGCUUUUCGUGGCACUUGGAGAAGACAAGGCAGGGUUAUACACCGGUACGCACGGUAUGACUCACGAACUCGCCCAUGUCCUCGGUGCGCCACACGAUGGAGAUGCCCCUCCAACUGUCGGACACCCGGGAUCCCAGAGCUGCCUGUGGGAUAACGGAAACCUCAUGAGCUACGUCGACAAAGGUCCCAACCACCACCAGUUCUCGGCGUGCAGCUUGCGUGGAAUGCAAUACGUCAUCACACUGGCAGGAUUUGCUUGCUGGCAAACUUCAAAAGCAGGAUACAAGCUAGAUGAUGUAUUCCCUGGAAUGGUGGUCGACUUACAGGCGUUCUGCAAGGAAGCCAUACAAGAACGAGAUGCCACCAUCGAGUCAGCUACGGUUAUCGAGAAAACAUGCAAGGUUCAGUGCAUGUACUACAAACUACAAUUGAUGACAGCAAGCGGAUACAACUACUACCAACGAAUGAGAUACUACAAGCUUGUCAACGCACUUGACUACACAGCGUGUGCUGCAAAGAAGGUUUGCAUUCAAGGCGUAUGUGUCAAUAAACCACCUCCGAAGCAGACAACCGUGCCUCCCGCCACGGUUGCGACCUCAAAGAAGCCCAGUGCUAUACCCACUUUAAAGCCAGCUAAAACAACUGCUGGCGAAUGCGUCUGCGACUGCACCUCUACGCCACCCACCAGAACUGUUCAGGGACGCUAAAUCUUGACGUAACAGAUAGUCACAGCACGUGUUUAAACGUCAGCGUAUUACCUAAAGAACUCUGUAGCCACUCUGCAAAAGGAAAGUGCUUCGAAAAGACACUCCAGUAUACGAGCACCUUGGGGAAGAAAAGAAAAAUUAUGUAGAGAACAAAUGUUGUGCAACUUUAAGACAGCGCACGGACGAGAUCCUUUGAGUCACGCGAACGAUAUGUGAUCUCACUCCCCGAUCAACACUUUGAAAAAUGUUCCGUAUGUUUAG
Molecule: messenger RNA, 2066 nt
Organism: Rhipicephalus sanguineus (brown dog tick)
Lineage: Eukaryota; Metazoa; Arthropoda; Arachnida; Ixodida; Ixodidae
Product: venom metalloproteinase antarease-like TtrivMP_A
Exons: 13
Coding region: 201-1805 (534 amino acids)
Biological process (GO): proteolysis
Molecular function (GO): metalloendopeptidase activity
Source: RefSeq, a predicted model, not a curated record